Molecule: messenger RNA, 1692 nt
Organism: Lynx canadensis (Canada lynx)
Lineage: Eukaryota; Metazoa; Chordata; Mammalia; Carnivora; Felidae
Gene: CDK14
Product: cyclin dependent kinase 14
Exons: 15
Coding region: 124-1533 (469 amino acids)
Biological process (GO): protein phosphorylation
Cellular component (GO): cytoplasm; nucleus; cytosol
Molecular function (GO): cyclin-dependent protein serine/threonine kinase activity; ATP binding; cyclin binding
Source: RefSeq, a predicted model, not a curated record
GCCGGAGGAGGAGGUGGAGGAGGAGGAGGAGGAGGCGCCGCCUUCUUGCCGCGCGCCCUCGCUGUUGUCUGCGCUCCGCUCUGGACCAGUUUGGGGAAGUUGCCGGAGCCCCGCGUCGCCCAGAUGUGCGACCUCAUUGAGCCGCAGCCGGCCGAGAAGAUCGGCAAGAUGAAGAAGUUGCGGAGAACUUUGUCGGAGAGUUUCAGCCGCAUCGCUUUGAAGAAAGAGGACACCACCUUUGAUGAGAUAUGUGUCACAAAGAUGUCUACACGGAACUGCCAGGGAAUGGACUCAGUGAUCAAACCCCUGGACACAAUUCCUGAGGAUAAAAAAGUCAGGGUUCAGAGGACACAGAGCACUUUUGACCCAUUUGAGAAACCAGCUAAUCAAGUAAAGAGGGUGCAUUCCGAGAACAAUGCUUGCAUUAACUUCAAGUCCUCCUCCACUGGCAAAGAGUCACCAAAAGUUAGGCGGCACUCCAGCCCCAGCUCGCCAACCAGUCCCAAAUUUGGAAAAGCUGACUCAUAUGAAAAACUGGAAAAACUAGGGGAAGGAUCUUAUGCUACAGUUUACAAAGGAAAAAGCAAAGUAAAUGGGAAGUUGGUAGCCCUGAAGGUGAUCAGGCUGCAAGAAGAAGAAGGUACACCUUUUACAGCUAUCAGGGAAGCCUCUCUGUUAAAAGGACUAAAACAUGCUAACAUAGUGCUGCUUCAUGACAUCAUCCACACCAAGGAGACGCUGACACUUGUGUUUGAAUAUGUGCACACUGAUUUAUGUCAGUACAUGGACAAGCACCCUGGGGGGCUGCAUCCAGAUAAUGUGAAGUUGUUUUUAUUUCAGUUGCUGCGAGGGCUGUCUUACAUCCACCAGCGUUAUAUUUUGCACAGAGACCUGAAACCACAGAACCUUCUGAUCAGUGACACGGGGGAGUUAAAGCUGGCAGAUUUCGGUCUUGCAAGAGCAAAAUCUGUCCCUAGCCACACAUACUCCAAUGAAGUCGUUACCUUGUGGUACAGACCUCCAGAUGUCCUCCUGGGCUCAACAGAAUAUUCCACCUGCCUUGACAUGUGGGGUGUUGGCUGCAUCUUUGUUGAAAUGAUCCAAGGAGUUGCUGCUUUUCCAGGAAUGAAAGACAUUCAGGAUCAACUUGAACGAAUAUUUCUGGUUCUCGGAACGCCAAAUGAGGACACGUGGCCUGGAGUUCAUUCUUUACCACAUUUUAAGCCAGAACGCUUUACCCUGUACAGCUCUAAAAACCUUAGGCAAGCGUGGAAUAAACUCAGCUAUGUGAAUUAUGCAGAGGAUCUGGCCUCCAAGCUCCUACAGUGUUCCCCAAAGAACAGACUAUCAGCACAGGCUGCCUUGAGCCACGAGUAUUUUAGUGACCUGCCCCCACGGCUAUGGGAACUGACUGAUAUGUCUUCUAUUUUUACCGUCCCAAACGUAAGAUUGCAGCCAGAAGCUGGAGAAAGCAUGCGGGCCUUUGGGAAAAACAAUAGUUAUGGCAAAAGUCUAUCAAAUAGCAAACACUGAUGAGCACAACAUUCUCAAGAGAGCACAGUUGGAGUAAUAAAAUUAUGAAGUAUGGAACUGUUUCAAUAGUAGAACUGUAGAAGUAAGAGUCUUUUGUUCACUUAGAUUUCAGUUUCAUGUAUUUUGAUCAGAGGUAUGUAUAAAGCCUGAAGAAAUUUG